This is a messenger RNA of Trifolium pratense (red clover), 2314 nucleotides long. RefSeq names its product homeobox-leucine zipper protein HDG11. The coding region runs from base 105 to 2300 and encodes 731 amino acids. Gene Ontology annotation, molecular function: DNA binding; DNA-binding transcription factor activity, RNA polymerase II-specific; lipid binding. NCBI's taxonomy places the organism in Eukaryota, Viridiplantae, Streptophyta, Magnoliopsida, Fabales, Fabaceae. Gene Ontology annotation, biological process: regulation of DNA-templated transcription. The record is from RefSeq and is a predicted model, not a curated record. The transcript has 11 exons.
AAUUAAUACACACACUCCAUAGUUUAUAGCAUUCAUUCAUAGCACAUUCACAAAAGAGUGCAAGAGAGAAAAAAAAAAUUAACUUUGUUGAUCAAAAGAGAACAAUGGAGUAUCACAGUGGAGGAAGUGGGUCCCCUGGUGAUCAUCACCAUCAUCAUCAUCACCAUGAUGGUUCAUCUGAUUCUCAGAGAAGAAAGAAACGUUACCACCGUCACACUGCUAAUCAGAUUCAAAGGCUUGAAGCUAUGUUCAAGGAAUGUCCACAUCCUGAUGAGAAGCAAAGAUUGCAGUUAAGCAGAGAAUUAGCUUUGGCUCCUAGACAGAUCAAAUUUUGGUUUCAGAACAGAAGGACUCAGAUGAAGGCACAGCAUGAGAGAGCUGAUAAUUGUCAACUAAGGGCAGAGAAUGAUAAGAUAAGAUGUGAGAAUAUUGCUAUAAGGGAAGCCCUUAAAAAUGUGAUCUGCCCCUCCUGUGGUGGACCUCCAAUCAAUGAUGAUUGUUAUUUUGAUGAACAAAAAUUGAGGAUUGAAAAUGCUCAACUCAAAGAAGAGCUUGAUAGAGUAUCAAGCAUUGCUGCAAAAUACAUAGGAAGACCAAUUUCACAGCUUCCACCAGUAACACCAAUUCACAUUUCAUCAUUGGAUUUAUCAAUGGGAAGUUUUGGUGGGCAUGGAAUGGGAGGAGGACCGUCACUUGAUCUUGAUCUUUUACCGGGAAGUUCAUCAACAAUGCAAAAUGUUCCGUACCAACCGGCUUGUCUUUCUGAAAUGGAAAAGUCGGUAAUGUCUGACAUUGCGACAAAUGCUAUGGAUGAAUUGGUUAGGCUUUUGCAAACUGAUGAGCCUUUGUGGAUGAAAUCAAAUACUGAUGGAAGAGAUAUUCUUAAUCUUGAUACCUAUGAUAGAAUGUUUCCAAAGGCUAAUAAUCGGUUGAAGAAUCCGAAUAUUCGUACUGAAGCUUCUAGGGAUUCCGGUGUUGUUAUCAUGAAUGGCUUAACUUUGGUUGAGAUGUUUAUGGAUCCUAACAAGUGGAUGGAGCUCUUUCCUACUAUUGUGGCAAUGGCAAAGAAAAUUGAAGUUAUAGCUUCUGGAAUGAUGGGUGGACACAGUGGUUCUUUGCAACUGAUGUAUGAAGAGUUGCAAGUGCUGUCACCACUCGUUCCUAUUCGAGAAUUUUACUUUCUGCGUUACUGUCAACAAAUUGAGCAAGGUUUAUGGGCAAUUGUUGAUGUUUCGUACGAUUUUCCUCAAGACAACCAAUUUGCUCCUCAAUUUCGCUGUCAUCGUCUUCCUUCUGGCUGCUUCAUUCAAGACAUGCCUAAUGGCUAUUCCAAGGUUACUUGGAUUGAACAUUUGGAAAUUGAAGACAAAAAUCCAGUUCAUAGGCUUUAUAGAAAUGUUAUCUAUAGUAGUGCUGCCUUUGGAGCUGAAAGAUUUUUGACUACUCUUCAGAGAAUGUGUGAAAGGCUUGCUUGUCUUAUGGUUUCUGCUAACUCUACUCCCGGUCUCGGUGGAGUGAUGCCAUCACCUGAGGGAAAAAGGAGUAUGAUGAAGCUAGCACAAAGGAUGGUAACUAAUUUCUGUGCAAGCAUAAGUGCAUCAGCUAGUCAUAGAUGGACCACACUUUCAGCUUUGAAUGAGAUUGGAGUCAGAGUAACUGUAAGAAAGAGUACAGAUCCAGGUCAAUCUGGUGUUGUGCUAAGUGCAGCUACUACCAUUUGGCUACCUUUACCUCCACAAACUGUUUUCAAUUUCUUCAAAGAUGAAAGGAAAAGACCACAGUGGGAUGUUCUUUCUAAUGGUAAUGCUGUUCAAGAAGUUGCUCAUAUAGCAAAUGGUGCACAUCCUGGUAACUGCAUUUCUGUGCUUAGGGCUUUCAACACAAGUCAGAACAACAUGUUGAUCCUACAAGAAAGCUGUGUGGAUUCAUCAGGUUCACUAGUAGUCUAUUGUCCGGUUGAUUUAACAUCUAUCAACACAGCAAUGAGCGGCGAAGAUCCUUCACACAUUCCGUUACUCCCCUCCGGUUUCACAAUUACAUCGGACGGAAACCAAUACGAUGGCAACAGCAACAAUAUUCAAAGUGGUGGUGGUGGUAAUGGCGACGGAGCAUCAACAAGUUCAAACACAAACAUAGGAAAUAAGUCAUCAGGUGGAUCAUUAAUAACAGUUGCAUUUCAAAUUAUGGUAAGCAGUUUACCAUCUGCAAAACUUAACAUGGAGUCUGUUGCAACUGUUAAUGGACUUAUUGGUGAGACUGUCCAACACAUAAAAGCUGCUUUGAAUUGUCCUAGUUCUUGAUGAUAUAUAUAUAU